Molecule: messenger RNA, 943 nt
Organism: Ilex paraguariensis (yerba mate)
Lineage: Eukaryota; Viridiplantae; Streptophyta; Magnoliopsida; Aquifoliales; Aquifoliaceae
Source: the annotation of a GenBank genome assembly
UGGAGUAGGAGGUUUUGGACAGGUUUAUAGAGGGGUACUUCCUUCUUCCAAUGCCCAAGUUGCAGUGAAGAGAGUCUCCCAUGACUCAACACAAGGGAUGAAGGAAUUUGUGGCUGAAAUUGCCAGCUUGGGAAGACUCAGGCACAGGCACUUGGUGGCCCUCCUCGGCUAUUGCCGGAGAAAGGGAGAGCUUCUGUUGGUCUAUGAUUAUAUGCCCCAUGGAAGUCUUGACAAGUUUUUACACAGGAACGAGAAUCCAAGCCUUAAUUGGGCACAACGCUAUCGAAUCAUUAGAGGGGUAGCAUCUGGCCUUCUGUAUCUACAUGAAGAGUGGGAAAAAGUUGUUCUUCACAGAGAUGUCAAGGCCAGUAAUGUCCUUGUGGAUGCCCAUUUUAAUGGACAGCUCGGAGACUUUGGGCUUGCUAGAUUGUAUGAUCAUGGUGAAAAUCCAAAAACAACCCAUGUGGUUGGAACUUUUGGGUACAUAGCACCAGAGCUUGUUAGAACUGGCAAGGCAACUACUAGCACAGAUGUCUUUGCUUUUGGAGCGUUUAUGCUAGAAGUGGCUUGCGGAAAAAGGCUUCUAAAGGUACAGGGAUUGACUGAUGAUAUGGUUUUGGUUCAGUGGGUUAUGGAGAAAUGGAAAGAAGGAGCAAUCCUCGAGGCAAGUGAUCCGAGAUUGGGAGGUGACUUUGUGGUGGAGGAAAUGGAGUUGGUUUUGAAGCUGGGUCUGCUUUGCUCGCACUAUAAUCCAAUGGCUAGGCCUAGCAUGAGGCAAGUGAUGAAGCAUUUGGAUGGGGAUGCUAUGCUGCCCGAAGUAUUUAUGAAUGUUGCAGGAGUUGGCAUGGCUGCAUUAUUUGGGGAUGAAGUUUCAAAUGAAUUUGCAAUGACAUUCCCUUCAUCAUCAUUGACGAAUAUUUCUGCUAAUGCCCUGACAUUCUAG